AUGGAAGGUGGCUACGAAAACGAGGAGGAUUUUGUGAUCCACGCAAAUACUUCGUCCCUCGAAGAUGUGGAAAGCGGGCUGGAAGAGUCCACUGAGUCUCACGAAUAUGAGUAUCCCGAUGAGGAAGAGGAUGAUGAUCUCGAUGGGGACGAAGAGUCUUUGCACUACCAGGAUAGUCGUGACACUCGUUAUCAAGCAGACGACGGCGGUGAGGAGGAAAGCUCCUUCCAAACUGGUUUUUCCGACACGGAUCGUCAGCAUCUACAUAAUAGCAUGAACCGGCCUCAAGCAUCAUUGCAUCAACUUCUUGGAUUUCUCUCACAAGGCAUGGAAGUUCAUGGCAUCUCUCGCGAAGCUCAGGCUGAUCGGGGUGCAACUACAACUAAUCGCCAUACUCGUGGAGUGGACAUCCACGAUAUUUUCCCAGAGAUGUUUGGCUUUGGAGGCGCAGGGCAUUCUCUAUCUUCCAAUCGAUCUAAUGGACGUAUUACAAGACUUCUGGAUAAUGUCGCUUCUUGCGAAGAAGAUCCAUACAUGGCUCAAGAAAGCCUGCGAGAGAUAUCCGAGCAACUUCUUAUGAUGAACUCUCUGACAGCCGAGCGUCUAGUACCACAAGAAGAGUUACUGACUAGCAUUAUCAAAAUUUUAAAGGACCCACAGUUACAGGAGCAACUUGAGUUACAGAUGAUCGCGUGUCGAUGCUUGUAUAACUUGUUUGAGGUGAACCCGGGUGUAAUCGAUCUCGCAGUUGAUCGACAGGUUAUAACUUGUUUGCACGCGAAGCUUUUGGAAAUCAGCUAUAUUGAUCUCGCUGAGCAGGUUUUAGAGACUUUGGAAGUCAUAUCCAAAUCACACGGACGAGAAAUUCUGGAGGCUGGCUGUAUGAUGGCUUGUAUCCAGUAUCUAGAUUUUUUCACGUCGCAUGCUCAAAGGAAGGCGCUUACCAUUGUGGUAAACUCUUGUGCUAGAAUCCGCACUGAAAACUUCCAGCAGGUAGCAGACGUAAUGCCUACCUUGAAACAGGUAUUCUUAACUCACUCAGAUCAUACACUACUACUAAGAAUACUAGACGGGCUGUACGGUAUUUGCAGUGGCUUUCGAAAAGAACUUUAUCUUUUGACGAAGCUGUUUGACUAUGGGUUCGUCGAGAGAAUAAUGCAACUUAUGAUUAAUGGAGAAACGCGCCUUGAGGCUCGACUUAAGGCAUUCGACAUCUUAUCUCAGGUAGCCAUCAGUUCGAACAAUCUCGCCACUCAAAUUAUCGCAUCUCAAAAAGUAAUGGACGUAAUUAUGAACUCUAUCAAUGACUUCAAAAAAACGUCGAAAUCACCAUUGCAUGAGAGGAUAAUGUUUGCUCCGAAGUCACUGCUGCUAAGCAUUGCGAGAUUUUUAGUUCUUCUAUUGCCUUUUGAGGAUGAUCCUGUAUUUUCGAUUGUCGACGGUGAUGGGAUUAACCUGAAUGGUAUUGGAAAUGAGCUGAAGCGACUCAUAGACGAGAUCACUCCUAUAAUGAUUGAAAUUUAUGUCAAUACUGGUGACUUUCAAAUAAGAAAGUUAAUACUCAUUGGGCUAGCUCGUUCCAACUCUUCACAAUUACCCUUCGUUUCUACAAAUAUUGAUCGACACGUAAUAUCCAUGUUAGCGUCCACUUUCGCGAGACAGGGCCCAACCUUUACAGAAAGUGGAUUCAAUGAUUUGGAGUCAGGUGCCUUACUGCUGGGUUGCACAUCUUUAGCCAGAGCCUUGAUAGACAAGAAUCCCGCUCAAUAUUUACCAGCUUUUAGACGCGAGGGUAUUUUCAGCGUGCUCACUUCGAUUUUGGAGAAGCUACCUUCACACUUUGAUUCAGGCCCUUCUGAUGAACUAGAACGAAGGGAACAAGAGGCGAGUGGUUCAGAUAAUGAGGAUCUAUCUGAAGCUAGCAUAGACUCCGGGACAGAUGGUGAUUACGAUAUGGGUUUCGAUGAAUUUGAAGGUGUCAGCCAGAUUAAACCGAGGAAAAUAUAUUUUAAGGUAUUUUCUCGUUUGAAUAUGGCCAGUGUCAAACACGACCUAUAUCGGAACUUGAAGAAAAUCACGGCUAUAUCCACCGACGAGAACAACAGUAACAUCAAGGACCUGAACGAAAUUGGCUCAUUGGUUCAAGAACUUCGAUGCGUGCAUGUCGAUUCAAAAACGUAUGAAUAUUGGGUUGCUGUAUGGAAUGACGUUAAAAACAGGUUAUUUUCGACCAAUUUUACUAUCUCCAGCUUUGAGUUUAUUAGUACUGGGCUAGCUCGGGAGAUGGCCAAAAUCAUUCAUGCAAAUGGGGAAAAGAAUUCUAUUUGCCAAAGAGCCAUGGUAGGUGCGUUUUCUGAUAAAGUGAAACAAUUUAUUCAAAUUCUGCAGGCCGCUUUGACCAGAAUUGAGUCUUUUCCCGUAAUCGAUUGUGGUCUAGCUGGUGAAGAGGGAAAGGCAGCAUCUUUGGGGAAACAGGUUAAAAUCAAACUUGAAUAUGCUGGGGAUGCUGAAGAGGACCAAAUUCCGAUUAGCUUACGUUCAAUUACUAUUUUUAUUCAUUGCAUUUCUUCAUUCAAAGCUCUGAACGACUUUUUAAAGCAUAGAUUGCUGCAAUCACACUUGAUCGACUCGGCAAUGCCACAAGCUGGCGUUCGAGCAGAAGAGGUCCAAACAUUGGACAAAUGGGAUCUCGGCUUCACGUUUGAGGACAAAGAGUGUCCUUAUCAUUCGACUAUAUUUGGUUCGAUCUUUAACCCAACGGCAGAUAAUUCCCACUUUUGGAACGAAAUUCAUGUGGUAAAAUUCAAAAAGAUGAAAGACAACGUCAGGGACCAGAUCGAGGACCAGACAAUCGGAAAGCUAUAUACUGAAGAGGUCACUAAUAAUGAAAAGAAUCCAGUAUACGACAUUCUUAUACUUUUGAAAACUUUAAGUGGUUGCAUUGAGGAUGAAUCUUUUGUGAACUCAAAAAUAAGCGCCAAGCUGGCGCGUCAAUUGGAGGAGCCGUUGAUUGUUUCUGGAGGCUGUCUUCCAGGUUGGACCUUGAGCAUAACAAAAGACUAUCCUUUUCUGUUUCCACUAGACAUCAGGAUAUUCUUUUUACAAAGUGCCUCAUAUGGAUAUGGAAGACUAAUACAAAUAUGGAAAGAUCGCUCAAAUGGCAACAAGGGGGUAGGAAUUGAUACUGGACUACACCAAUUAGGUAGGCCAACGCGUCACAAGCUAAGGGUUUCUAGAGAUAGUAUCUUCUUAAGUGCUCUGAAAAUUUUAUCGAAAUAUGGCUCUUCUCCCAGCAUUCUGGAAAUCGAAUUCAUGCAUGAAGUUGGAACGGGAUUAGGCCCCACAAUGGAAUUUUAUGCCAUAGUGUCGAGAGAGUUCGGGAGAAGAGUAUUGGGCUUAUGGAGAUGUGAUAAUUAUAGUGCACAUGAGGAUAAUUUCGUCGAAGGACUUCUGUUUCCUGCACCGUUGGCUGCUUCGAAGGACCAUGAUCGUACUUUAGAGCUAUACAAGCAAUUGGGUUUGUUUGUCGCGAGGUCUAUGUUAGACAAUCGUAUUUUGGAUUUUCGCUUUAAUAGAGCUUUUUUCGAGCUUGCUCACUUGUAUGCAGAAGAGGGGAAUCUGGAUUUCGGAGAUACAGAGUUUAUGCUUCAUCUUUUGGAUAUGGUGGACCCGCAGCUUUCCAAUUCUUUGAGGUUUUUGCUCGAGCAUAAAUAUGACGACCUAAUAGAGACUUUGUCUCUUACGUUUCAAUUACCUGGCUAUAAUGUAGAGUUGAUUCCUAAUGGGGCAAGCAUUGCCGUUACCAAAGAGAAUUUCGGUACUUAUUUCCGUUGUGUUUUGAAUGAAACUAUCGGGCCCGGAGUCGAGAAUCAAAUUCGCAGCUUCAUGAGUGGUUUUUCGCAGACAUUUCCCUACCGCUCCUUGUUGAUACUGAGUCCGGUUGAAUUGACUGAGUUAUUUGGACGGACCGAGGAGGAUUGGACUGUAUCAACACUUGUUGCGAAUGUUGAGGCUGACCAUGGCUACACAAAUGACUCGGAAACAAUUCGUGAUUUGAUUUCAUUAAUGGUCUCAUUCUCGUACAAAGAACGGCGACUAUUUCUACAGUUUUUGACCGGAUCGCCAAAAUUGCCCGUUGGGGGAUUCAAAAGUCUCAAUCCAAAGCUUACUAUUGUUCGCAAGCACACGGAAGGAGAUUUGGGGCCCGACCACUAUUUGCCUAGCGUCAUGACAUGCGCCAACUACCUCAAACUGCCAAAAUAUAGCAACAAGAAUAUCAUGGAAUGUAGAAUCAAGCAGGCAAUGAAGGAAGGAUCGGGUGCUUUUUUGUUAUCCUGA
This is a messenger RNA of Lachancea dasiensis, 4338 nucleotides long. Lineage: Eukaryota; Fungi; Ascomycota; Saccharomycetes; Saccharomycetales; Saccharomycetaceae. The record is from the annotation of a GenBank genome assembly.